Molecule: messenger RNA, 1650 nt
Organism: Mangifera indica (mango)
Lineage: Eukaryota; Viridiplantae; Streptophyta; Magnoliopsida; Sapindales; Anacardiaceae
Product: AP2-like ethylene-responsive transcription factor At1g16060
Exons: 8
Coding region: 224-1294 (356 amino acids)
Biological process (GO): regulation of DNA-templated transcription
Molecular function (GO): DNA-binding transcription factor activity; DNA binding
Source: RefSeq, a predicted model, not a curated record
UCCCUUCUCAUUAUAAUUCGGCAACAAGUGAUGACAACUGAAACCAGCCUCUACACAAAGCCGCUUCUAGACGGCCAUUUCAAUCUAUUUAUCUCUCUCUCUCUUCGGCCGCUUCUCUCAAUAUUUAGCCUCUAUUUCUGAUCUCUUCUAUUUGGAUGACCUAGUCACUCUCUUUCUCCUUUUCAUCUCUUUUGCUUUUCGGUGAUAUCGUUUAUUAAGUUUCAUGGCCAAAACCUCGCAGAAGAACAUUGCGAGUACUAGCAGUAAUACUUCUUCUAUUACUGCUGUUACGAAGGUUAAGCGGACGCGCAAAAGCGUGCCGAGAGACUCGCCGCCGCAGCGUAGCUCCAUCUACAGAGGCGUCACGAGGCAUCGAUGGACAGGGCGAUAUGAAGCUCAUCUGUGGGAUAAGAAUUGCUGGAAUGAAUCGCAGAACAAGAAAGGAAGACAAGUAUAUUUAGGGGCUUAUGAUGAUGAAGAAGCAGCUGCACGUGCGUAUGAUUUGGCAGCAUUGAAGUACUGGGGUCGAGAAACCAUCACAAAUUUUCCGUUGUCAACUUAUGAAAAAGAACUCAGAGAAAUGGAGAAUCAGUCAAAAGAAGAAUAUAUUGGAUCUUUGAGGAGGAAAAGUAGUGGAUUUUCUCGGGGCGUUUCAAAAUAUAGAGGGGUAGCAAGGCACCAUCAUAAUGGAAGGUGGGAAGCGAGAAUUGGGCGAGUGUUCGGCAACAAAUAUUUAUACCUUGGAACUUACGCUACCCAAGAAGAAGCAGCCACAGCCUAUGACAUGGCAGCAAUAGAGUAUCGUGGCCUUAAUGCUGUGACAAAUUUUGAUCUUAGUCGAUACAUUAAGCGGCUGCGUCCCAACAAUCAACAUAACUCUAACCCUAAUCCAAGCCCUAAUUCUAGCAACCUUGAAGAAAGGCCUAUCGCUGAUAUCAAUCAAAUUCCAAGCCUAAAUCAUGAGCUUGGAUUAGGGAUUAUUGAAACGAAACCUCAGAGUUCAAGUGCUAGUGAGACAUCGAUUAAUCCUCCAUUGAAGUCGAGCAACACUGGAGGAUCAGCCUCAUCGGCGCUAGGGCUUUUACUACAAUCCUCAAAGUUUAAGGAAAUGUUGGAGAAGACUUCAGCUGCUGAUUGUUUAUCAACAUCAGAGGUAGGUCCAUCACGCCGGAGUUUUCCUGACGACAUUCAAACAUAUUUUGACUCUGGUAACUACACUGAUAGUGAUGACAUUAUUUUUGGAGACUUAAACUCAUUCAUGGCACCGAUUUUCCAUUGCGAACUCGAUAAUUAAUGACGUAUACGUAGCAAGCUUGGUAAAGUAGUAAUUUUUUGCUGACAAAUUAAAAUAAGCCUAUCUUUACAAUUUACUCUGAUCGUUAGACUUAUAUGUGAAUAUUUUGAAGAUAUAUGAAUGGUGAAAGGAGCAGAGUCAGAAGACAAAGGAUGAACAAGUAAGAAGGCAUUUACUUUUUUUUUUUUUUCCUGAAAAGAAAUUUCUUUUCUUCUCACUAUAGAAUUUGGGAAGAAGAAAGUUUGCUGAUUUUUAUUGGUUCAUUUUACAUGUAGAUACUGAUGAGUAUAAACAUUAUUUAUUUAUCAAGUAUCCCUUAAUAAUAUUAACUUGUCAGGGCCUCAAUUUAUAUUUAA